Molecule: messenger RNA, 594 nt
Organism: Hippopotamus amphibius kiboko
Lineage: Eukaryota; Metazoa; Chordata; Mammalia; Artiodactyla; Hippopotamidae
Gene: MED11
Product: mediator complex subunit 11
Exons: 4
Coding region: 39-392 (117 amino acids)
Biological process (GO): regulation of transcription by RNA polymerase II
Cellular component (GO): mediator complex
Molecular function (GO): transcription coregulator activity
Source: RefSeq, a predicted model, not a curated record
CGUAGCAUUUCGCAAAAGGAGAAGAUCGCAGAGUAACGAUGGCUACCUACAGCCUGGCGAACGAGCGACUACGCGCCCUGGAAGACAUCGAACGGGAAAUUGGAGCCAUUCUUCAGAAUGCAGGUACCGUGAUCUUGGAACUGUCCAAGGAAAAGACCAAUGAGCGGCUCCUAGACCGACAGGCAGCGGCCUUCACCGCGUCGGUGCAGCACGUGGAGGCGGAGCUGUCGGCCCAGAUCCGUUAUCUCACUCAGGUGGCCACAGGGCAGCCCCAUGAGGGCUCCAGCUACUCUUCGAGGAAGGACUGUCAGAUGGCCCUGAAGCGAGUGGACUAUGCUCGUCUCAAGCUCAGUGAGGUGGCCCGAACCUGUGAGCAGAUGCUGGAAAACUAGGUCAAGCAGCAGGGUGCUCCUGCCAUGCACUUCGCCAAGUGCCGACAAGCUCAGACAGGAGACGGAGACUCAGACACCCAACCCACUUCCUCAGGUCCCUGCCCGCAGGCUUCCCGCAGACUUGGAGCAAUGAAGACACAUUUUUGUUCACUGGAAAAGACAAAAUGAGAACUAAGGGUUUUGAUAAUAAAAACAAUAACAC